AUGGGCCUCAGACAGCUACAACAACUGCAGAUGGUGGACUAUGUGGGCGCGGACGUCCGUUGGAGCACCAGGGAAGUGCCAACACCUCAGGAGAAGCGCCAAGCAGGCACGGACCAUGAACGGAACGCCACAUGCGGGUCCGGCGCCAGACAACUGCCACGACCACAGAUGGUGGACGAGCCGGGCGGGGACGUCCGUGGGAGCACCAGGGAGGGAAGAAGAUCAGGGGUAUCAUCACUCCCACAAGCAGAAGAGGCUUUCCCAGCAUCACCUCAGGAAGAUAUACUGCCAUCAAGAAUAGUUCCAGAGCCAAAAGAUGAAGCAUCAUCAGCACCCAGAGUAUCAUUUGCAGCUGUUGCAGAACCAUCAGAGCAGCUAACAGACAAGGAUUCUUCACCAACCCAAGGAGAAGUGCCACCUGCAAGGAAAAGGAGCCAGAGGUCCAAAAAAGCUGCAGUUCAUAAUGAGAAUUUUUUAUGCCAUUAUAGACCAGGAACCAUCCAGACUAUGGUCCCAGAAAUUAAACAAUAUAAACUGGACCUGGUGGUGGUACAAGAAACAGGAUGGCUAGGAGAAGGAACUCACAAAGAGGAUGGAUACACACUAUUCUAUGGUGGAUGUGUAGAUAAACAUGAAUUCGGCACUGGUUUUGUAAUACACAACAAAGCAGCAAAUUCGGUGAAGGAAUUCAAAGCUGUUAACAAGAGAAUAUCCUACAUAGUACUUGGGAACCAAGAGUCAGACAUCACAUUCAUCAAUGUUCAUGCCCCAACUGAGGAUAAAACAGAUGACAAAAAGGAAGAGUUCUAUCACCAACUAGAACAAACAAUUGAGAGCACACCAACUAGAAAUAUCAGGAUAGUGCUGGGAGAUUUUAAUGGAAAAGCAGGAAAGAAGGAGGAGGAGGAGGAGAUUAGUGUUUAA
Messenger RNA from Schistocerca americana (American grasshopper), 924 nucleotides. RefSeq names its product craniofacial development protein 2-like. Lineage: Eukaryota; Metazoa; Arthropoda; Insecta; Orthoptera; Acrididae. The transcript has 3 exons. The record is from RefSeq and is a predicted model, not a curated record. Bases 1 to 924 code for a protein of 307 amino acids.